Odontomachus brunneus is the source of this 2475-nucleotide messenger RNA. RefSeq names its product protein claret segregational. Lineage: Eukaryota; Metazoa; Arthropoda; Insecta; Hymenoptera; Formicidae. The coding region runs from base 321 to 2270 and encodes 649 amino acids. The record is from RefSeq and is a predicted model, not a curated record. Gene Ontology annotation, biological process: microtubule-based movement. Gene Ontology annotation, molecular function: microtubule binding; microtubule motor activity; ATP binding. The transcript has 5 exons.
AAUAAAUGAAAGAAGUUCCUGAUAACCGUCAUUCGGUUGAGCCGAGUCUUGGGAAGAAAGGAAGUUGUCGUAGACCGUUGUGCUGGUUUUACUGGUACUCUGUGUGUCGCACGAGUGUCAAAAGAAUCACCGAUUGAAUUCUUGUGAGACAAAUUAUUGGUUCGUAAAACGGACAAACAUGUCACUGACGCGUGAGCAUUAGGUAAUUGUACAAUUAAUAGUAAGAUUCGUAAAGGAUUGUACUUGUGUUGCGACUGUGUGCUGCGACUGAGGAACUGAGUAUAUUAUAGUGAGCUACGAGGUUUGUUUUUGAAUUUGAGAUGGAAUCUCGUUUGCCAAAACCAAAAAUUACCUUGAAAAAGAUCAACAAUACAAUGGAUAUAAAUACUAAUAUAAGUACUAAUAUAAACACCAAUAAUAAUAAACAACAAGCAGCUAAGUAUGGGGAAAAUGCUGCAAAGUCGACAAGUUCAAAGACUACAAAUGAAAAUAAACUAUUAGCUAAACCACCUUUAGUUCGCUCAAAGACAUUAUCAACAAUUACAAGAGUGACAAGCAAUGCAAAGCCUAUUAAAAGAACAGCUACUACAGUUACCACUGUGAGUGAAGCUAAGAGACCAUUUGUUAAACCAAAAGCAUUAGCAAAUAGACCCAAUGCAUUGAACAAUAACACGAACAAAGCAUCUCAGAGUGAUACAGGAAAAAUACAAAAAUGGGAUUUGCGUGGUCGGUUAGCACAGACAAGUGAUAAACUGUCUCUUGCACAACAGAAGAAUAAAGACAUAGAGACCAAAUACAAUGAGCUUCUAGAGUUGACUAAUUCGUUGAAAAGUAAUAUGGCUACGUGUAAGAACAAAGCUGAAGAACUAGAGACUUCGAACAAUGCAUUAAGUAGUGAACUGGAAAGUCUAAUGACAGAAAUGUCUACGAUGCGACAGGAGAAUGUAGAUUUAACAAAACGUUUGAAAGAAUCGGAAGAAUCCUACACGAGCGUCUCUCAUACAUUGAAGGAACUUCAAGAAGAGCACAGUGCACAAGAAGUAUUGCUCUCUGAACAGAAUGGACAAUUGAUAACUCUGAAAACUAUGAUAGAGGCACAGGAGAAAGUAAACAAGAGUAUGAACACUAAAAUCAAUGAAUUGCAGGCUUUAACUCACAAAAUGGACAAAGAACGUAGAUUACUGCAUAAUGCUAUACAAGAAUUGAAAGGCAACAUCAGAGUCUUCUGUAGAGUUCGUCCGAGAACUCCAAAGGAAAAUGAACUGAUGAAAAUGACAUGUAGCAUAAACUACCUGGAUGAUUGCACUAUAGAGGUAGGCAAGCUGGAUGGAUCGGACGCGAUGAGUUGCAGUGGGAAGCAACGAGGCACGAAGCAAGAAUUUUCCUUCGACAAAGUAUUCGCGCCUAAUGCGUCGCAAGAGAAUAUAUUCGAGGAGUUGUCUCUUUUGGUACAAUCUGCACUAGAAGGGUAUAACGUUUGCGUGUUCGCUUAUGGUCAGACUGGUUCUGGCAAGACAUACACUAUGGAAGGAGAUUACAGUCUAGAAACUGAAGGAAUGAUACCUAGAACAGUACGACAUAUAUUCAAAGAAAUGAAGCAGUUUGAGCUCCUUGGCUGGCACUAUCAGAUAGAAGCGAGCUUCUUAGAAAUUUACAACGAACAUAUCGUUGAUCUUCUCGAUUCUCAGCCGAAGACCCAUGAGAUACGAAUGGUCGACAGCAAAGGACAGGAUUUGUAUGUUACCAAUCUUCUAGUGAAAGAGAUACAUAGCCCGGAAGAGCUGCAUGAAUGUCUUCGGACUGCGCAACGCAAUCGAGCUGUUGCAGCUACGCAUUCAAAUGAACGAUCAUCCAGGUCACAUUCAGUAGCACGAAUACGAUUGAUCGGUACACACGUUACAAAACAGGAAGUAUCUGUGGGAAAUUUGAAUUUGGUUGACCUAGCCGGAUCCGAGCGUUUAAAAAGCGAAGAGGUUGCCAGGACCACAGAAACGAAAAAUAUUAACAAGUCGCUAGCGAAUCUUGGAAAUGUCAUCCUGGCACUUUUAAAAAAACAGGAACACGUUCCCUACAGAAAUUCUAAACUGACUCACUUACUCAUGCCUUCUCUGGGAGGCAACUCGAAGACUUUGAUGUUGCUAAAUAUAUCUCCGUUAGACGAAUGUUACAACGAGACGUUAAAUUCGUUGAGAUUUGCCAGCAGUGUUAACAAUUGUAAGACUGGUAAUGUUAAGAGAAGCCGAAUGCUCUUAACAAAUACGAAUGUUUAAAAAAAAAAUAGAAUAUCCUCAUUAUAGUUCUGGGUAAGAGUGCUUUCGAUUUUACAUAAUAUUUUACUUUACAAACGAAGUAUAUUAAACAAAGCAUUUUAUUAUUCGUGUGUGUAUGAUGCAUGUAUUCUUCGAAAAUUGCAAUUAUAACCCAAAUGUACAUAUUUUAAAGAAAAUAUAUUGUCUGGGUGACAAAACCUUGAUA